GCUUCCCAUUGACCAGGCAUCCCUUCCGGUAGAUGAGGUCAACUUUUCCCCAGAUCCGCCAUUUCAGUCCCGGAGUUUCUUGUUGCACAUUAGUUUUGAAUUUAUUCUUUUUUCCAUUUUAACGUUUAAGCAGUCGGAGCAUUCGCUUUUUUUGUGGGCGCCACACAAGUUCCGUCGUCUUAAACGCCCUGAAAUUAGUCGUGGAAGUUUCAAUAACGGUGGUAUUAUAGCGUCGGUGGAGGGGGUUUCUUCUUCUUUUUUUUUUCUUCUUCACGGGAAACGUUAGUCAACCAAAGUUUUUUGUAUGAGUUGUGGAUAGGGAGAGGCGACGGGGAAAGGCCUCAAGCCUCGGACGGGAUUUCACAGCCAUGGCCGGUAAUUUUGAUGCCGAAGACCGCUCUAGCUGGUACUGGGGGAGGCUAAGUCGCCAGGAAGCGGUUACUCUUCUCCAGGGGCAGAGGCAUGGCGUUUUCCUGGUGAGGGACUCGAUCACCAGCCCGGGCGACUACGUGCUGUCCGUGUCGGAGAACUCCAAAGUGUCCCAUUAUAUAAUCAACAGCAUCAGUAACAACCGGCAAUCUGGCUCAGGUUUGGCUCCCCCUCGGUUUCGGAUUGGGGAUCAGGAGUUUGAGGCCCUGCCAGCCCUGCUGGAGUUUUAUAAGAUCCACUACCUGGACACCACCACACUCAUAGAGCCCAUAAACAAGGCCAAGCACACAGGAUUCAUCAGCACCUCCUCUGUUGGCAUCCCGUCGGACGAGGCAGAGUUUGUACGAGCGCUAUUUGACUUCCCUGGUAACGAUGAGGAGGACCUCCCCUUCCGCAGGGGCGACAUCCUGCGGGUGCUGGAGAAGCCAGAGGAUCAGUGGUGGAACGCAGCUAACCAGGAGGGCCGAGCCGGGAUGAUCCCCGUGCCCUACGUGGAGAAGUACCGGCCUGCCUCGCCCACUGCCGCCGGCCUGGGUCCCCCUGUUGUAGGGAGUGGACCGGGGGGGCAAGCAGGAGGGGUGGUGGGCAGCACAGACGCAACAGGGGCCCCUCAGACAAACCCUCUGGGGGAUCCUGGCCAGUAUGCGCAGCCUGUGGUCAACGCCCAGCUCCCUAAUCUACAGAAUGGGCCUGUCUAUGCACGAGCCAUUCAGAAGAGGGUGCCCAACGCCUACGACAAGACGGCACUCUCUCUGGAGGUGGGAGACACGGUAAAAGUGACCAAGAUCAACGUGAACGGCCAAUGGGAGGGUGAGUGCAAGGGCAAACGAGGCCACUUUCCCUUCACCCACGUUCGGCUGCUGGAACAACACCAUCCCGACGACGAGAGCUGAGAAACGCUCGCUCCUCCCCCCUCCCUCCCACACCUCCGUCACCUCGACCGUGUCCAGCACAGCCCUUCUCUUUUGGUCGUUAUGUCACGCUCUGAAAGAAAAGGAUUUAUACAAGCACACAAUAUAUGAACCUAUGAGCUCAACCGUUCCCCUGCCAACACGCAAGGUGUGUUGGUUGAUCUUGCCUGCUGUCAUGUUUUGAAGAGUUUACACUACGGUCAGACUGAUAUCGGUUCGCCUAUAUAAGCAUUUUUUUUAAUUUUUUUUUUUUUAAAUCAGCUUCACACACUGCCACUCCUUGCUUGACUACUUCUCUGAAACCAGCAAUUAAAUAUGGCUAUCGUUAAGAUAAAAGGCAGCCUUUAUUGGUUUAGUAUUUAUUCACGUAACACUUAACUUCCAUUAACUCCAGAGCUGUUUUAAUUACUUGUUGUAUGUUCAUCAGAGGCAUGUAGCAACAAGACACUGUUUUAAGGGGCUUACACACCUAAAUCUCUUAAUAGAGAAGGUUUGAAGAUUAGACUUUCUGUCCCGCUUCCAUGUAUUUUAGCAAUUCAUUAAAAAGUGUAUGAAACAUAACGGCCACACAAACUAUUCCCCUGUUAUGUUACAGCACACGACUCCCUUUUUGUUCCAUCCUGUUUCUGGCCAUCAUGCAUUCAUUUUUUUUAUUUUAAUUUUAUUCCAGUUGCCGUCUGGACUAAUAUUGCUUAUAAUCCAGACUUGCUGUUGGCUAUUGAUUUUUCCUCGAGAGCCCAUGUAGCGCUGAACUGUCCAAUCAAUGACUUCCCUGUCAGUCCAUAUCACUUCAUGUCUGCAGUCUUUGUGCUCACCCAGUGUAGUGGAGCCAUGUCUUGACAGCAGCUGCUAACCAUAAAAUAUUCAGUAAUGUUUGGAUGGAAUAAAAUCCAUUUUAAUUGUCACGGUUAAAUAUUGGGCAAUAUUGCCCUUAACGGGCAGAAUUAGGUAACCGAUAUCAGUCGAACCGUUGUUUACCCAUCUCCAGCCCAGUAUUGAAGUCUACACACCCACUCUCUCCCUUCCUGUGGUUCCCACUGCAUUUGAUUCAUACAGAAGGGAAAAAUCAAUUGCACAUAGGAGACAAAACACUCGGCUUCUCGCACAGAAUCAUGAAUCAGUGAGUUUUUGUAGUGCCAGACUGUGAACCUCCGGAGUGAAACGAGCAAAGACUUUUCCCGAUGACUCCGUCUUGUGGAGAAGACUACUUCGCCAACUUAUGUCAUCCCACACUACACACAAUGUUUUGUUUUUUUAUGUACCAAAAGUGGAAAAUAUUGUGACAGAAUUGACUCUCUCUCGACACACCUUACAUGCUAAAUACUGUUGAUUUUCUUUUAACUUGUUGUUACCUGAGACGCACCUAUUGUGUUAUGUUCCUCUUUUAAAAACACUAUUCAGCGCCAACAUGGAUGACUUUGUGUGAAACGGUGUAAAAGAACAAAAAUGAGAGACUUUUCCUCUGAGGCUGUUUUUAAAAGAUGAGAGGGAAAAAGCUCGAGGGAUUUUAUUUUUGUCUUCCAGCAGGGUUUUUAUGACAUUGUCAUUCCGAGAUGCUAUUGAGAUAAAAGCCACACAAAAAAAAAACACUAAAUCCUCUUGCAUUUUUUUUUUUUUUGUAUAACUGCUAAAAAAACCAGACCUGUCACACUGUCAUGUCUUGUGCCGUGGUUCACACACGCUGCAGGUGAAAUUGUUUUCUCGUCAGCCACAUUGACUCCACAUGCUAUUAUUACAUUAAAAGCUUUUUUUUUUUAUAAACCCUGAGCAUUAUGUCGGUAUGAAAAUAAACCAUUUAAUGGUCUAUGACUGCUCUCCUCGGUGAAAUUUCAUUUUCCAAGAUCCUUCUCUUCCGAUCAGACCUUUUCCAUCAAAAGCACGCAGCCUCCUUAAUGUAAUCCCUGUUGCUCCAAACGGCAAUUAAAUGGCUCGCAAAUGUUUGUAAAAAUGCGGUAUAGCGGCGAUUCAAACUGGUGUAAUGCUGUUACCGGGGACAAUAACACUGUUUUCAAAGAAAAGAAAAUCCCCCUGUGGUCACACUCCUAUUAUGUAUUAUAGUAAAACCUUAUACUCACAUGUAUCGGCCUUCCCUUGAUACAGAAAUGCAAUGGAUGCUUCUUGUAUGAUGUAAAUGGUAAACUACAGCAGGAGUGAGAAACCUCAGCUGCACACAGAAUUUUUUUAUUUUUUUUUGUUGUUGUCCGUCACCAGGGAGGAUCAGCAGAGAUGCGUCCUCUUUACCUCAUGUUUUGUAUUGGGAAAAAAAAACGUAAUUGUGAGUAGGAAGCUACUUGCCUGCAGCCUGCGGGUUUGGUCAGUCAGUAUUGUCUUUGAUUUGUCGAAACGAACAAAUGGUUUCCACAGCACUCGCAUAAAAACAGUCUUUGUCUCCAAAAUCACACAUUUAACAGCCCUGGGGUCAGAUGUACACGUGAUUCCUAUGCACACAGAUCAUUUGUGUCACUUACCAAAACAUAUUUAUAGUGACGACAGAAUGCUGACGCGGUGCACAUCUUGUACAUGUAUCAUAGAAGCAUAUGCAUGGUCUUCAUGAUGAGAGACGUGAUCUUAAUAUGCAGCAUCAUUUUCAGUUUCUAAGACAAUAUAACAAAGGGUUGCAGUCUUAAAAAAAACAACUGUUUUUAUAUUUUAUGCAAUUAAAGGCGCAGUUAUUAUAACUUAAAUUCCUUUGGUUGGCUCUGUGUGCCGUUAGUUGCUGUACGUUGGUGGAGAACUUUUGUUUUAAUGUAACAUAUUCAGUGAAAUUGUGUCUUUUCAAUGCCAUGUCUUAAAGUCCCAGUGAAAGAAAGGAGUUAGAGCGUCUUUAUCUUCUGUACUGUGAACAUUCGCCAGCGAACCCCGCGACAAGAGGGACUUAAAUAUAAUUUAUAAAAGUGGGCAUGCUUAAAAUUCAGCACGGUUUGGAGACCGUGGCUCCACACACACCAAACGUGCGAUGGAUCAAUGUCACGAUAUUGAUAUGAGUUGAAAUUGGUUGGUACAAGCGUACAUAGGCGCACUUCAUAUUUUGUUUUCCAGGAAGAAAGGAUGAUUCAAUUUUGAUAUAAAAUAUGUAGAAAUAUAAUUUUGUGGGUAAUAUUUUUGCAUAUAUUGUUAAAUAGGUUCACAAUAUAACGGGAGUUAAAAAAGGGCAUUUAAAAAAAAAUUGGUAUCGUUAUUUCCUUGAAACCUGAUGUAGCAAAUAGAAGUAUUGAUUUGCGAAGAGUUUUAGCUAACUGUUGGGAGUGCAACUCAGGGCUGUGAACCUUCGCACAAUUUCACAACUAAAUCUAUAAAAGCGGAUACAAGAAGAGUGCAGAUGCCUAUUUUUUUUUCUGCAUUUGUAUCGUACACAGUUUGAACACAUAGUUGUUACGCAUCUGACCCCAGAUAUCCUGAAAGGUUGUCUUGAGUUUACAAUGUGUCGUGGAAAGUUUCCCUCCCAUUUUUGUUUUUGUUAUCGAGACUCAAAUUUAAGGAAAUAAUUUUUUUGUAUGCUAAAUUAAAUGACAUUUUUUAUUGCCGUAAUAAAUGUUUUAUCAAGAAUUUUGAGCCACGUCCUGUGGGCCAUUUGAAGCCCUGGGUAUAUUAAUAAACAAUUGCAAUAGUU
Molecule: messenger RNA, 4950 nt
Organism: Cyclopterus lumpus (lumpfish)
Lineage: Eukaryota; Metazoa; Chordata; Actinopteri; Perciformes; Cyclopteridae
Product: adapter molecule crk-like
Exons: 3
Coding region: 369-1322 (317 amino acids)
Molecular function (GO): protein binding
Source: RefSeq, a predicted model, not a curated record